This is a messenger RNA of Chlamydomonas reinhardtii, 6593 nucleotides long. RefSeq lists its product as uncharacterized. The transcript is spliced from 3 exons. The coding region runs from base 472 to 6483 and encodes 2003 amino acids. Lineage: Eukaryota; Viridiplantae; Chlorophyta; Chlorophyceae; Chlamydomonadales; Chlamydomonadaceae. The record is from RefSeq and is a predicted model, not a curated record. Gene Ontology annotation, molecular function: catalytic activity.
CUAGGCCGCUCUUCAAAGUCCACUACAUCCAAGCCUGCACACCUAGCAUAUCGAGCUAGGGAAACGCCGCGUUAUAGUAGUGGAGCACUGCCAGUUCGUGCAAACCGAGGAGCCAUGGCGCUCCUCCUCGAGCCUUGGAUCUUGAGCCUUGUCUUGAACCUUGGACCUCGCCACUAAAUCGGACUUCUGCACCACGACCUUUCUAGGUUGUAGCGGGCAUAAGCCCGCAAUUGCCACUAAGGGCAAUUACCUAUCGUUCGUGGGAUCACCAAUCGGUUUCGCACCAAUCUUUCGCCUUUUGCGUAAUUGGGCUUUUAUCCGGAUUCAUACCCGGGUCCCUUCUGCCGUAAGGACGAGUCAAAUCGCUAACUGAGUUAGCGAUCCGGUGAUUUCGUGCCCUUGUUGCCUGGUGCCUGGCUGCCUGGCGCCCGCCCUGCUGUGAUGCCCUGUGAGUGCUGAUCUUGGGCAGCUAUGCAGUUGCUGGGUGAUCCUGGUCGGUUCCGCCUGGUGUCUCAGCGCAGCCAAGCCACCAGGGGCCAACACCAGCCAUACAGCACACCCGCACACGGCGCGGCCACAGCAGCACAUGCCGUGCCGUGUGGGGGGCCUGCGUUUGGGCAUCACCGCCCACUGCCAGACUUGGCAGCGGACCGCACCCCUGCAGGUGGGGGCAACACUGCCAGCCCGUUCUUCAGCCCCGGGCUGCAGCUCCACCUUGCCCUGUCCACGCAUAGCCUGGCGCACGGCGUGCAGGACCUGACGACGCAGCCUCAGGGCCCCAGCCUGCCUACCUACCCAGUCCUUCUGGUGGGUGCCACCACGGGGCUCCCAGAGGGCGAGCAGCUGUCCUCAGCCGGCGUCCGGGAAGUGACCAGUGCUGCCCUGUCAGUGCUGGACACCAUGUGCCGGCAGGGCAACCAGCCGCAGCUCUUGCAGGGCCACUCUCUGCACAGCACAGGCCACCCCUCCCGCACGUUUGCGGGGCUGGCCUUCAGCCGGCGCGCGACCAGCACCAGCAAAGCAGCCUUCACAGCGGAGCUCAUGCGCAAGUCGCCGCUGGCGGUACCGCUCCAGCGCGGUCAGGCUGUCCUCACGGUUCACGUGCCAGUGGACACCCGGCCCAUCAUUCCGGGCACCUACACCGUCACGGUCAAGAUGGUAGGGGGCCCUGUGUGGGGGGCUUUCCGCGGUCGCACCGAUUUGGUGCUGCAGGCGGGCGGCUAUCCCACCACCUCGGACCCCUCUAACCUGGCGUGUGCUUAUGUGGUCUCAGAGCAGUGCGCCAAAUCGGUGGGCCCCAAGGGGGAGCCCCAGGCCCCCGCAGGCCAGGGCAUCACCAACCACAUCUUUGCCUGUGUGCGGGGCCCAGUCUGGGACCCGCAGCUCUCUCACCUGCACUGUGCCAAGUUUGAGAUGCCCGGUGAGGAGCCCAUGCAGGUGGAGGUCCGUGGCGCCCCCCAGGCGGCUGGGGCGGCCACGACAGCUGCGGCAGGCAGCCCUGCUCCGGCUGCAGCCAGGGUCGCCGACCUGGGUGGCAACACCUUGGGUGUGGCGAGGCCCGCGGCUGCCAUGGCGACCGCAGCGGACAUCGUUGACCACGUGGGGGACGUGCAGAUGCAGGAGGCGGCGGGUUUGGGUGACGUGGCGGCUGCAGCUGGUGGCGCCAGCGGGCCACACAGCGGGGCCCCGCCCCCGCUGCCAGUUCUGGUGGCGGGGGGAAGCAACCGUGCUGCUGCGGCUGCCCUGCGGGCCAUGCUGCAGCAGCAGCCCUCUUCACAGCAGCGGGUGACAGCGGGAGGGCUUAGCGGGGUCCAGCCGGCGGCAGGCGUGGGGGGGCCGCCGGCGGCCAGGCCUCCCCCUGCCGGUGCUGGGCCGGCUGGCGUGCAGCAGCAGCACAGUGGCGUUCCCGCGCCACGGCCGCCCUUGGAUCAGCAGGCAGCCGCUGGGCAGGAUCAGGAGCAGACCGCUGUGAUGCAGCGGUACUUGGCCGAGCUGGCGGACCUCAAUCUCCAGCGGCAACGGCGGUUACAGGAACAGCAACAGCAGCAGCAGCAGCUGCAGCGCCAGGGGCAGUCGCCCAGGCCCCGGACCGGCUCCCAGGUUGUGGUCCUGGCCACGCUGGGGGGGCAGGACAGGGCGGGCGGUGGCCCUGGCGUGGCGGCGUCACGGCGUGGGCAACGUGUUGACAUAGUUGACCACGUGGGGGACGUGCAGAUGCAGGAGGCGGCGGGUGUGGGUGACGCAGGGGCUGCCGCUGGUGGCGCCAGCGGACCACCCGCCGUGGCCUCACCCUCGCUGCCAGCUCUGGUGGCGGGGGGAAGCACCCGUUCUGCUGCGGCUACCCUAAGGGCCGAGCGACAGCAGCAGCCCUCUUCACAGCGGCGGGUGGCAGCGGGAGGGCUUAGCGGGGGGCAGCCGUCUGCAGGCGUGGGGGGGCCACCGGCGGUCAGGCGUCGUACUGCCUGUGCUGGGUCGGCUGGCGCGCAGCAGCAGCCCAGUGGGGCUUCCGCGCCGCAGCCGCCCUUUGAUCAGCGGGCGGCCGCCAGGCAGGAUCAGGAGCAGACCGCUGUGAUGCAGCGGUACUUGGCCUACAUGGUGGACCUCCAUCUCCAGCAGCAACGGCGGGUACAGCAACAGCAGCAGCAGGAGCAGCAGCGCCAGGUGCAGCCGCCCAGGCCCCGGACCGGCUCCCGGUUUGAGGUCCUGGCCACGCUGGGGGGACAGGACGGGGCGGGCGAUGGCGCUGCCACGGCGGCGCCCGGGCGUGGGCGACGGGUGCAACCAGCCGCGCACGCACCGCCGCCACCGCUGCAGCAACAGCCCCGCUCCAAAGGGCGCUGUGGCCCCGCCCAGCUCCCGCAGCAGAGGGCAGGGCGCUUGGGCGGCGGGCUGCCUCCCCCGCAGGACGGUGCUAGCUCGCCGCCGCGCGUGCCCACUGGGCGGCCGACCGGGGGACAGCAGGCUGGUGGGGGCAGCGGGUUGGGGCGCCAGGGUGGAGGAGUGGGGCGGGCAGUGCCCCAGCCGCUACCCCAGGCGCGGCCGCCACUGCAAACGUCACAACCGGCGGGUGGUGGUAAGGGCAGGGACAGGGGCCUGGGCGCGCCGGCUGGGGGUUCGGCCGACACGGCUGGGCGCGCUGGUGGGGGUGCGGGCAGUGAGGCAGAGUACGGGGCCGUUUGCCUGACCCGGGACACGUGCGUUGCCAUUGGCUCUGACCUCGUGACGCACCAGAACCGCUGCGCAGAUGUGCAGGGGUUUGAGUGGGCGCAGCUGGGCCACGACACGCUUGGUGGCCGCCUCCUCGCCUACCUCCGUGACCAGGGCGCCACCGUACCGGACUGGGCCGUCUGCCGCGUGCCGGCCGGCCGUACCGCCGUCCUGGCACAGCUGCACGACGAGUUCACUGGCUGGUGGCGCCUAUACUCAGCCCAGCCUGCAGACACGCCCCUGCCUUCCGAUGUGACGGAGCAGCUGGAUGACGCCGCGCAGCAGGUGCAGACGGCCUACAUGGACUACGUGCUCCUAGACGCCCGCACCCUGCGGUCCGCUAAGCGUGGGCUGGCGGACCCCGGCGGGGCCAGCGGGCCCAGCCGCCGGCAACGCCAGCACCGCAGCCGCAGUACCUCCAGCCUCAUGAGCCUGGGCAGCGCUCCAUUGCACCCCGGCGGCGCCAGCUCAGUGAAUGUCAACGGCCUGGGCUCGCCGCUCAAGGCGCGGGCGCUGGUCUCGCACCUGCAGCAAGUUGGGGCGGAUGUGGCGAUGGUGCAGGAGACCCACGCUACUGACACGACGGUGCUGGAGUCUUGCCUUCGUGCCGCGCAGGGGGCGUGCCUUCCGUGGCGCCACUGCCUUGCUGCCAGCCCGGCAGCGUCGCCCCACUCCUGUGGGACGGCUAUCCUGGCGCGGAGUCGGCUGUCCCUUCCAGGCUGCGUACUGCAGCCGCCGUCAACGGAUGCGGCGGGCCGUGUGGUAUGUUGGGAUUGGGACGUGGGUCACCUGCGCCUGCGCUUCGUGUGUGUGUAUGCGCCCACGGCCGUGGCGGACAAGCCUGCUUUCUUUGCCGGGCUGCAUACCCACCUGGCCUCGGACAGGGUGCUUGUUGUCGGUGGGGACUGGAACUGUGUCACCGAUGCCAGUCAGGAGGCGGCCCCUAGCCCGUCACGUGCUGCAGGUGCCCCGCAACUUGCCAGCCUCCUCGCCCAGUUCAGUCUGGUGGACCCUUGGGCGAGCAAGCGUGGCGGCGCCAAGGGCUACACGCAUCCGGCCACGCCCAAGCCAGCCACUCCCGCACGCCUGGAUCGGUGGUAUGUCAGUUCCACCGCGGCGCCGUGGGUGCUGGAUGUCGCACGCACGUAUGGGGCGCCUGGGGACCACAACGGUGUGCUGCUCACCCUGUCCUUGCCCGACCUGCCACAUGCGCACCGGGAGCAGUGGCGCUUCCCCACAUACCUGCUGUUUCACCCCUCGCUGCGUCUGGAGCUCGAGCAGCGCUUGGAGGCGCACGUUGCCGCAAAUCCUGUGACCAGUACAGGUGACGGCGCUUGCACGCAAUGGGAGGCGGACAAGUUCUUCUUGCGGGAGGCCGCCACCAGCAUCCACCGUCGGCAUGCACGCCAGACCCGGGACGGGCUGCAUGGCGUGGUGCUGGCCGCAGACGCGGCCGCUGCCCUGGCCGACCGGCCGGGUGCCAGCGCCGCGCAGCGUCAGGCUGCGGCCAUGGCCAACUUGGCGGUGCGGGAGGAGCGGGCAGCUGCCGCAGCGGCCAGCCACAAUGCCCGCGCUGCACUGAUGGAGGAGCAUGGGGAGCGGGGCACUCGCUGGUUCCAUCGGCAGGCUGACGAGCCAGCAGCCGGCGCGCAGGAGCCCAUCACGCACUUGAAGGUGCCGGGGCAACCGGCGCCUGUGGCGCUCACGGGGCCGGGCACGCGCAACACUGUCUCCGCAGCCGCUGCAGCCAUGUACAGCAGCACCAGCCCCACCGGCCUGUUCCGCGUGCAGCCGGUCUGUACGGCGUCGCAGCAGCAGCUUCUGGCGGCCAUUGACCGCAAGGUUCCGGCGGAUCUGCAGGCCGCCGCAGAGGGGUCCGGUGACGGCGCCCUCAGUGAUGCAGAGCUGAUGGCAGCGCUGGCUGGCUCCGCCAAUGGUAAAGCGCCUGGGUCGGACGGGGUCCCGUACGAGGUGUACAAGGUUUUCUGGGCGCUGCUGGGUCCGCGCUUGUGUGCUGCUGCUGCCGCUGCCUUUGCUGCCGCUGCAGACGCCCACGAUGGCGGUGAAAUGGCGGCGGCGCUGCCCGCCUCCUGGCGGGAGGGCAUCAUCACCCUCAUCUACAAGGGCAAAAGCCUGGACCGCGCCGAGCUGGCGUCGUACCGGCCCAUCACGCUGCUCAACUGCGACUUCAAGAUGGUGUCCAAGGCCGUCAGCGCCCGCCUGCAGCCCGCCCUGGAUGCAGUUGUGGAUGAGCUGCAGACCGCGUUCAUCACCGGCCGCUGGAUUGGUGACAACGCGCUGUACCUCCAAGGCCUGAUCGAAUGGAUGCGCCUGGACGUGGGCGCGGACGGCACGCCACGGCAGGGUGGUGCGCUGUACUUCUUGGACAUUGAAAAGGCGUAUGACCGGGUGCACCGGCAGUGGCUGUAUGCGUCCGCGGAGGGACUUGGGUUUGGGCCGCGCAUGCUGCGCUGGAUCCGCCUGCUCACUGCCAACGGCUCUGCCCGCGUGUGUGUGAACGGGAUGCUCUCUGACGCCUUCCCAGUGCUGAACGGCUUGCCGCAGGGCAGCACCGCCUCACCACCCCUGUGGGUCAUCCAGAUGCAGCCACUGACGUCCUUUCUGCGGCGGCAGGUGGAGCAAGGGGCACUGCGCACGCCCCUGUUACCCAGCGGCGAGCAGGCGCCACCGGCUGCCCACCACGCUGACGACACGACCCUCACGGCGCGCGACCCGGCGGUGGACGGGCCGGUCCUGAUGGCGGCAGUACAGCUGUUCUGCCGCGCGUCCAACGCCCGUGUCCAUCCGGACAAGAGCAAGGCCAUGGGCCUUGGCAGGUUUGCGCACCUGACGGGCCCUUGCCCACACACGGGGGUGCCGUUUACCACUGGCGCCGUGACGCACCUGGGUGUGCCCCUGUCGUGGGACUCGGAUGCGGCUGCAGCUGACUUGUUCACCCGGCGGGCUCGCGGCAUAGCGUUUGUGGCGCGUCUGUGGGCUGCCCUGUCUCUGACUCUUGUUGGCCGUGUGCACAUUGCGAAGCAGGUGCUGGCGGCGAAGCUGGCCUACCACUUCAGCUUCCUCAACCCGUCGCCUGCGCAGCUGAAGGAACUCACCGACCUGGUGGACCACUUUGCUGCGCGGUCCAUGCACGCUGAGGACGCCAGCCUGGUGUCGCACGGGAACCCGCUCCUGCUGCCUAAGCGGGAAACGGCCUGUCUGCCGUACAAGGAUGGGGGUUGUUUUUUUUUUGAGGAAUCAUCCUUACAAGGUUGAACAGGGGCAGACGCGCUGCCCCCCGGCUGCCUGAAAGCAGCCUGGUCCCCGGGACCAGAACCCUGACAGGGCAAGAAGAGGAGAGAAGAGAAGAAAAACAGAAAACAAAC